AAACAGAGUAAUCAGAACAGAGUAAUCUGUUUUUUUCUUCUUGUUUGCCAAAAUUAUGCACGUGAAUUCCCAAUAAUUUCUCAUGCAAAUGUGGGUCCUUAAGCCAGCCUUGCCUUUUGUUCGUAACCCAAACUACAACUCCCUAGAAUCUCUCCACUUCUCUUUUUUAGUCUUCAUUCUUCAUUCUCCUCUGGUUUAUGUUGUCCAUUCAAAAGAAAAAAGCAAAAAAAAUAAAAAAUUCUCUUAUUUAAGCUUUUCUUGUUUCUCUUCCGCGUUCUCACCCUCAUUUCCAUUUGAGUAUACUUUUGCAAUCAUCUCUGCGAAGUUUGCAGAAUCUUCAUGGCUUCAUGGGAGACAUUUCUCAUUCUUAGUGCAAUUCUUGUUCUGCUCCUUAGUAAUGGAGUGUUCAGCUAUGGACAGAACUCACAGAAGGAAGUCCUUUCCCUGAAGAAACUGGAAUGGCAACUGAGUACUACAAAAACUAGUUCAUCUUCAUUCCAGAAAUCGAGAACAAAAAAUGGCGUUACUGUACUGGAAAUGAGGCACAAAGAUUACUAUUCCGGAGUCAUACUUGACAGGAAUCAGAGGCUUAAGAAACACUUACAGUCUGAUAUCAUCCGAGUUCAGUCAAUACAGGAUCGAAUUAAGAGCUUAAUUUCAGGUCCAGUGGAAGCCAAGUCCCAAACUCAGAUUCCCAUUACUUCAGGGUUGAAUCUGCAUACUCUAAAUUACGUCGUCCCAGCAACGCUAGGUGGAAGAAACAUGACUGUGAUUGUGGAUACAGGAAGUGAUCUUACAUGGGUUCAAUGCCAACCUUGCAGAAUCUGCUAUAAUCAACCUGAACCUCUGUUUGACCCAAAGCUUUCUUCUUCUUACCAAGCAAUUCCCUGCAAAUCACAAGCAUGUCAAUCUCUUCAAUUUGCUACAGGAAAUUCAGGGUUAUGUGGAGGAGAUGCAUCAGUUUGCAACUAUGAAGUUAGCUAUGGUGAUGGAUCAUACACUAGAGGUGAACUUGGCAGUGAAAGAUUACUUCUUGGAACAAUCCCUGUUGAAAAUUUCGUUUUUGGAUGUGGUAGAAACAAUAAAGGGUUAUUUGGAGGUGCUUCAGGACUAAUGGGGCUUGGAAGAAGUGACCUUUCCCUGAUAUCUCAAACUUCUGAUAAAUUUGAUGGGAUUUUCUCUUAUUGUCUUCCAACUACUGAUAUGGGCUCUUCUGGUUCAUUAAUAUUAGGAGGUGAUUCAUCAUCAUCUUACAAGAAUUCGACGCCAUUUUCGUAUACUAAAAUGGUCUUGAAUCCUCAGCUGGCAACCUUUUAUUUCCUGAAUGUUACCGGGAUUAGUGUUGGUGGUGUUUCUACACAAGCCUCAAGUUUUGGUAAAUCCGGGAUUCUGAUUGAUUCAGGGACGGUCAUUUCUAGGCUUCCUCCAUCAAUUUAUAAGGCUGUGAAAGAUGAGUUCUUGAAGCAAUUUUCAGGGUAUCCACCAGCACCAAGCUUUUCAAUCCUGGAUACUUGUUUCAAUCUUUCUACCUAUGACGAAGUGGAAGUUCCCACCAUCAAAAUGCAGUUUGAAGGUGAUGCUGAGCUGGUUGUGGAUGUCUCUGGAACUGUUUACAUUGCCAAAACUGAUGCAUCUCAGGUUUGCUUAGCUCUUGCAAGCCUCACAUUUGAGGAUGAGGUUGGGAUUAUUGGGAAUUUUCAGCAGAGAAAUACUAGGGUAAUCUAUGACACUAAAAUGUCCAAAUUAGGAUUUGCAAGCGAAACUUGUAGUUUCUCUUAAUUACCAACACAAUGCAAAUGUGGGUGUUUAAUUGUAAUGUAUGCUAGGAACAUGAAAAUAGAGGGGCUUUAAUGUAUAUUUACUUCGUACUAUAACAUUACUUUCAGCACGUACCAGCUUCUUAAUUAGUGUUACAACAAAGGUAUUAUGAGGAACAAUUGUGACAAAGUAGCAUUUUAUGUGUGCUAGUAUAUUUCUUGUUAUAUUUUUUAAAAAAUCAAAAAGAAUGUCUACCAUAUAAUUGAAUAAAAUGUAUAAUUAG
This is a messenger RNA of Oldenlandia corymbosa var. corymbosa, 2041 nucleotides long. NCBI's taxonomy places the organism in Eukaryota, Viridiplantae, Streptophyta, Magnoliopsida, Gentianales, Rubiaceae. The record is from the annotation of a GenBank genome assembly.